Messenger RNA from Paramecium pentaurelia, 1282 nucleotides. The record is from the annotation of a GenBank genome assembly. NCBI's taxonomy places the organism in Eukaryota, Ciliophora, Oligohymenophorea, Peniculida, Parameciidae.
AUGAGCAUACCUAAACAUAUAGUAUCAAAGUAAAUGCGAUCUUGUACUUUGAUUUCUUUAAAUUGCAAUUCCUUACAUUUGUAUUUGAAUCAGAAGACAAAAUUUCUAGAUAUUAUGAAAUAGAUUUAAAAGUCUUGGAAUAAAAACGUGUAAUAUAUAAGACUUUUUAAGACUGAUGGAUAGGAAGUUGAAGAAUUAGAUUUGGUCAACAUUAAAAACGGGACAAUACUUUAUGCAGAAUUAAGUUAUUAAGAUUUCAAGCCAAACAUUAUUUAAAAUGAUUACGAUAUUAUCAAAAAGAUUGGAGAAGGAGGUCAAGGAAUAGUAUUAUUAGGCAGAAAUAAAAUUACUAAGAAAAUGGUUGCUUUAAAAAAAAUACUAAUUAAGAAUUAUAGAGGAUCAGAUUAUGAAGAAAUUUUUACAGAAUCUAAAAUUUUAAAAGGAUUAGAUCAUCAGAAUAUUGUUAAAUUGUAUUAAGAUUAUUUAAUACAUAAUCAGAAUGAGUUUAUAAUGGUUAUGGAAUACUUAAAAGGUGGAAGCCUCAUAAAUUAAGCUAAUUGUAAUUAAUAAUUUAUUUAUUAUAAUAGAAAAUUUAACUGAAGCAGAAUCUAAGGUAUAUUUAAAAUAGAUAGUCGAUGCUAUUGCUUAUUGUCAUGAAAACAAUAUUGUACAUUGUGAUUUGAAAUUAGAAAAUAUUAUGUUAGUUUCUUCAACUUCUAAAGAGGUAAAUUAUUAUUUAAGUUAGUUAAAAAUUAUUGACUUUGGAGUUUCAAAUUACAUAGGAAAAUAAUUGGAAAGUGAAAAUUUCGUUGGAACUUUAUCAUACUUGCCUCCAGAAAUUUUAGUUACAUCUAAAAAAUAAAUUUAACCAUCUUAAGAUGUAUGGGCAAUUGGAUGCAUUAUUUAUGGAUUAGUUUUUGGAAGACUCCCUUUUGAUGGGGCAAAUUCUUCCGAAACCUUUAGGAAUAUAAUUAAUAUUAAGUACUCUAUUCCAAAGUAGAAUGUAUCUUAAGAUUUAAUUGAUCUAUUGAAAAAGAUUUUUGUUAAUAAUGCUUAAGAAAGGUCAACUAUUUUUGAAAUUAAAUCUCACCCUUGGUUUAAUCAACAGCCUAAAUUAUAAAAAUUACUUUUAUAAGGUAAUCGUAAAUCAUCUUCUAUGCAUUCUAUAAAAUAAAAAAUAGCAGAAGAUCAAAUUUAAGUUGUUAGUAAAUAAAUGAUUAUCUAAAAAAGAAGAUCUGUUAUCAGAUUUGAAAAAGCUUAACUUAUCAAAAAAUUUAAUUGA